Magnolia sinica is the source of this 2457-nucleotide messenger RNA. Its product is annotated as ABC transporter G family member STR2-like. Gene Ontology annotation, molecular function: ATP binding; ABC-type transporter activity; ATP hydrolysis activity. Lineage: Eukaryota; Viridiplantae; Streptophyta; Magnoliopsida; Magnoliales; Magnoliaceae. Gene Ontology annotation, cellular component: membrane. The transcript is spliced from 3 exons. The record is from RefSeq and is a predicted model, not a curated record. Bases 91 to 2370 code for a protein of 759 amino acids.
UCUCCCCUUUUUAUAACCCUUCAAUCCCUACAACCCCUAGUGGGGAAAAUCACAGAUUUCCCUAAAUAAUCUCCUCCCUUCAUCUCCACCAUGCCCGAUCACCAUGGUCACGGUAAUAUCAACAUCAACGGUGGCGAUGCAGUCAUCGACAUCAUCAAGCCGUCCAAUUUCACAGGCGGGCUGGAAUUCACCAAUCUAACGUACUCAGUCACGAAGAAGCUGAAGGUGGAUGAUAAGUGGACCACACAAGAAGUGGACCUGUUGCACCAGAUCACCGGCUAUGCACCGAAGGGAUGUGUAACUGCGGUGAUGGGGCCCAGUGGGGCUGGGAAGUCUACAUUCUUGGAUGGAUUAGCGGGCAGGAUUGCGAGUGGGAGUCUCAAGGGACGGGUGUCGUUGGAUGGAGCUGAAGUCGGGCCCAGCUUGAUUAAACGGACAUCUGCAUACAUAAUGCAAGAGGACCGGCUUUUCCCGAUGCUGACCGUUUACGAGACGCUGAUGUUCGCUGCGGAUUUCCGACUCGGGUCCAUCUCACGGGCUGAUAAGCGGCAGCGGGUCGAGAAGCUGAUCGAACAGCUGGGAUUGGCGACAUCUCAGAACACUUACAUCGGUGACGAAGGGACCCGUGGUGUGUCCGGUGGGGAGCGGCGCCGGGUCUCAAUCGGUGUCGACAUAAUCCACGGGCCCCCAUUGCUCUUCUUGGAUGAGCCCACGUCGGGCCUGGACUCCACCAGUGCUCACAGUGUCAUCGAAAAGGUGCAUCACAUCGCCCGUGCUGGUAGCACCGUGAUCCUCACCAUCCAUCAACCGUCGUAUCGAAUUCAGAUGCUCCUUGACCACCUUGUAAUACUUGCACGCGGGCAGCUUAUGUUCCAAGGGUCCCCCAAGGACGUGCCCCGCCAUCUCGGCCGCAUGGGCCGCAAGAUCCCUAAGGGGGAGAACGCGAUCGAGCACCUCCUAGAUGUGAUCCAAGCAUAUGAUCAAUCUGAACUAGGCGUUGAAGCAUUGGCCGAUUUUUGCCUCACAGGGUUAAAGCCACCACCCAUCACAGACGAGGAGCUGUCGAUGAUAUCAUCGGUAAUGCAAACACCAUCUCCUUGGCCACCGCAUCAUGGGGAGACUCCACACAAUCGGGCAUUAGGAGCUGGUGAUGGAGGGAGAUCGGGCAAGCGACUCCACCUCUCGGCGGGGAAUGGGACCCAGAGGGUAUCCACCGAUUUCGAUCGUAGCGUUAGGAGCCCGUGGGGCUCAUCAUCCAGGUCUCCAUGGAGUGGGAGCCAGAAAGGGAUCUUGGAGACACUGAGUUUCACUUCUUCCAGGCAAGGGCGCGGCCAAAAGAUGCAAAAUCUACCCGUCAAUCAGAAAAUGCAAAAUCCACCCAGUGCUUCGCCGGGGUAUUAUACGUAUUCCAGCGAGAUACUUCCCGGCACUCCGACCCCUCACAGCAGCGACUACACUGUCAAUGAGAACGAUUACCUGACCCCCAGCAUCUCUGCCAAGUACAACGGGGCCCGCCACCAUCUUGGUCCCAAGUUCUCCAACUCAUUCUUCCCCGAGAUAUGGGUCCUCAUUCGCCGCAACUUCAUAAACAUCCGGCGCACACCGGAGCUUUUCCUCUCCAGGCAAAUGGUCCUCACAGUCAUGGGCAUCAUGAUGGCAACCAUGUUCAUUAACCCAAAGGAGAACAUGCAAGGGAUUACGAACCGCAUCAGCUUCUUCAUCUUCACCGUUUGCCUCUUCUUCUUCUCGUCCAAUGACGCCGUCCCUGCCUUCAUCCAGGAGCGCUUCAUCUUCAUCCGCGAGACCUCCCACAAUGCCUACAGGGCCUCUUCCUACACCAUAUCAGGCCUCAUCACCAACCUCCCUUUCCUUGCCAUCCAGGCGGCCACAUACGCAGCGAUCGUGUGGAAGGCAUUGGGCUUAAGCGGAAGCUUCCUCUACUUCUGGCUCGCACUGUAUGCCUCCCUGCUGUCCACCAACUCAUUCGUGGUCUUCAUCAGUUCUAUCGUGCCAAACUACAUACUGGGUUAUGCCGCGGUGAUCGCCUUCACCGCCCUCUUCUUCUUGUUCUGCGGUUACUUCUUGAAUAGCCACGAUAUUCCGGGAUGGUGGAAAUGGAUGAACACAGUCUCAACAAUGAAGUAUCCAUAUGAAGGGCUCUUGAUGAAUCAAUACCGAAAUAACAAUACCUUUGCGUUUAAUCUCAAUGGAGAGAGAGUGAACGGCACCUCCAUCUUAACGAAGAUGGCGAUCCGCACUGAAAAGAUGGAGAAGUGGAACAUGAUCCUGUAUCUAUUGGGGUGGGCCGUCUUGUAUCGGAUAUUGUUUUAUUUGGUCCUCCGCUUCGCCUCGAAGAAUCAAAGGACGUAAAGAUCAUAAAGCUAGGUUGCUAUAAUUUCCAUUUUCUCUAUAGACAUUGUUUUUUUACAUUUGAACUGUUUGGCAUGUUGUUGAGAA